Messenger RNA from Dendrobium catenatum, 1379 nucleotides. Its product is annotated as G2/mitotic-specific cyclin-2-like. The coding region runs from base 66 to 1379 and encodes 437 amino acids. The record is from RefSeq and is a predicted model, not a curated record. Gene Ontology annotation, molecular function: cyclin-dependent protein serine/threonine kinase regulator activity. Gene Ontology annotation, biological process: regulation of cyclin-dependent protein serine/threonine kinase activity; mitotic cell cycle phase transition. The transcript has 10 exons. Gene Ontology annotation, cellular component: centrosome; cyclin-dependent protein kinase holoenzyme complex; nucleus. Lineage: Eukaryota; Viridiplantae; Streptophyta; Magnoliopsida; Asparagales; Orchidaceae.
CUACCAAGGUUUCAAGAAAGAAAUGUUCUUGCUUUUAAUCUUUCAUUGGUGAAUAAUCCCAGUAAAUGUGCCGAUCAUUCUUGUUUCGAUGUGGAUUCCUUUUUUUGGUUUCUUUGACAGGUUUUUUAUUGGGGGGAUUGAAACAUGGAAGGGAUAUGGGGAACAAUGUCAACAGAAGAGCAUUAAGUGACAUCAAUAAUCUCACAAGCGAUGCUCCAUAUCCCUCGGCUAUCUUCAAGAGGGUUUUGAACGAUGUGGCACCCAUCAAUGACAAGAACGAUAAUAGUUUUGUUGGUCGAAGACCCAUUACCAGGAAGUUUGCUGCUUCGCUAGCUCACAAAUCACAAAAUUGUUCGCUCAAACCAAUAGGUAGCGAACGGCAAAAGAGAAGCCAACCAGUUCAAAGUACAAGUUCUGUAGGUGGUUGUGAUUCCAUAGAUGUGGAUGAUUUUGUAUCGGCUAAUGACAUUCCUUUGCCAAUGGUGGAGGAGAUUGAAGAGAUGGUUGAUUGUGAGCUGAAAGAAGUUGAAAUGGAGGAUCUGGAAGCAAAAUUACUUAUGGAAAUUGACAGUUGUGAUUCUAACAAUCCUCUUGCUGUUGUUAACUAUGUGAAUGAUAUAUAUUCCUUCUACAGAGAAACCGAGGAAUUGGGCUGUGCAUCUCCAAAUUAUAUGUCAAAUCAGCUUGACAUUAAUGAGAGGAUGCGUGCGAUUCUAAUCGAUUGGUUGAUCGAGGUGCAUUACAAAUUUGAACUAAUGGAGGAGACAUUAUUUUUAACAGUCAACUUAAUAGAUAGGUUCUUAGCUCGACAACGUGUUGUGAGAAAGAAACUUCAACUGGUUGGAGUGACAGCCAUGCUUCUUGCAUGUAAGUAUGAAGAGGUUAUGGUCCCUGUUGUGGAGGAUCUUAUCCUCAUUUCUGACCGAGCUUACACUAGGGAGGAAGUCCUUCAAAUGGAAAGCUUGAUGGCAAACACACUGCAAUUCAACAUGUCAGUGCCAACUCCUUAUGUGUUCUUGAGGAGAUUUCUCAAGGCUGCUAUGUCGGAUAGGAGGCUUGAGCUCCUGUCCUCUUACAUCAUAGAGCUGUCUCUCAUUGAGUAUGAAAUGCUCAAAUAUAGCCCUUCCAUGCUUGCUGCUGCUGCAAUUUACACAGCUCAGUGCAGUCUGAAAGGAUUCAAGCACUGGACAAGAACCAGCGAGCUGUGUACCAAAUAUUCAGAGGACCAGCUUCUGGAGUGUUCUAGGAUGAUGGUGGAUUUUCACCUACAGGCAGGGAAAGGAAAGCUUACAGGAGUCCAUAGAAAAUACAGCACAUAUAAAUUUGGAUGCGCAGCAAACUCCACACCUGCUCUUUUCCUCUUUGAUAUGAAGAUCUAA